Rhododendron vialii is the source of this 621-nucleotide messenger RNA. RefSeq lists its product as uncharacterized. Gene Ontology annotation, molecular function: protein binding. NCBI's taxonomy places the organism in Eukaryota, Viridiplantae, Streptophyta, Magnoliopsida, Ericales, Ericaceae. The coding region runs from base 85 to 414 and encodes 109 amino acids. The transcript has 2 exons. The record is from RefSeq and is a predicted model, not a curated record.
AUGGAAAAAAAAAAAAAUUUGUGAGCUAGGAUAAGGAGUCUUUUCCUAAAUGAAGUCCUCGCGGAAAAGGAAUACAAGGCAGCCAUGGACGUCAAGGCUUGGGUUUUCUCCGGCCAAACAAAGGCGCAAACCUACUCUAUCGAUACCGAGGUGUGUUCGGUAUUUAAGUGGGUGUGUGAGAUAAACACAAUUUCUCUUUUGUCCGUCAGGACAUCCAUGAAAAGAGGAAGAAAACCCAAGGGUCUCAACAACCUUAAAGUCCACAAAGAAGCAGACCAACUUGGAAAACAGCAAAAUCACUACUUGGGUCCUUCCUUUGUAGACCUCCCAGAGCCUAUCUCGUUUGAUAAUCUGCUAAGACUCUCUACAAAGAGCCUACUUAAAUGCAGAUGUGUGUGUAAGCCUUGGCGUUAACUAAUCUCGGACCCUGAGUUUGCAAGGCUGCACUUCGAGCGAGCAGAGGCGUUUCCUCUUAUUCGAUUCUCGUCCAGUACCUAUGUAUCAAGAAACCUUUACUUGGUUGAGCCACAGGAAGACAGCUCCGGUUUUGAAAGGGAGUACUGCGAUCGUCAUAUGAAGCUUGAAACCAAGUUAAAGAUCCCACUGCGCAAUGCAGAAUUG